Carassius gibelio (silver crucian carp) is the source of this 4532-nucleotide messenger RNA. RefSeq names its product solute carrier organic anion transporter family member 4A1-like. Gene Ontology annotation, biological process: sodium-independent organic anion transport; transmembrane transport. Bases 412 to 2622 code for a protein of 736 amino acids. The transcript has 12 exons. NCBI's taxonomy places the organism in Eukaryota, Metazoa, Chordata, Actinopteri, Cypriniformes, Cyprinidae. Gene Ontology annotation, cellular component: membrane. Gene Ontology annotation, molecular function: protein binding. The record is from RefSeq and is a predicted model, not a curated record.
ACACUAUUGGUCCAGCAGCAUAACGCCAUGGGGGGCGGAUUCUCAUUGCGUGAUAGCAGCUUAAUCCGAGAGCUCAACAUUUUAUAAUAUGUACAGUUUAAGCUUUUAUCCAUGGAAUUACGCUGGGUGAGACAAUAAACGCGAACAUGAAACGAAAUGACAACAUCUGUUGGAAAUGGAGGAGUCGUCUGAUCCUCAGGAGCAUGAGAUCAAUUUUGUUUUGCAAAAUCUGUAUGACUUCAGUUUAAUCUGUAACAGUUUAAUCUGUAAGAAACUCCAUAAAGGGAUCCUUUUCCAAAGACUGGCAUUGUAUCACUCUGCAAAACUACACAUCGAAUCAGUGUUUCCUGUGGGAAAGAUUUUGUGUUCUUACCCUUCACAAAGUCUGUCACAGUGCCCCCUGCUGGGGCCAUGCCCCACCUGCUGAACAAUGACACUUCCUUCAGCUCCAAGCAAGAGCUUCUGGUCAUAUGUGACAGUCCACUGGGACCCAGCCUGGACACAUCCAGUCCAGUGGAGUCUCAGGGCUCUGGUCCAAGCAGCCUACCUGGAGAUGCCCCCACUGUUCUCCACCAGACUCACAAACUGGGGCUUGACCACACUGAGCCACCCACUGGAGUGAAGUUUGUCUCUACGGACUCUGAGAAUCUUUGUGGAUGGGGAGCACUGACCCCAAAGUGUAUCCAGACCUUCAACACCCCGCGCUGGUUUCUCUUCUUCCUCUGUGUGGCCUCCUUCCUCCAAGGCAUGAUCAUCAACGGCUUUAUCAACACCGUCAUCACUUCCAUUGAGAGACGUUUUGACCUGCGCAGCUACCAGGCAGGACUCAUCGCGAGCUCCUAUGACAUUGCUGCCUGUGUGUGCCUGACAUUCGUGAGCUACUUUGGUGGUACUGGUCAUAAGCCUCGAUGGCUGGGCUGGGGUGUGCUCAUCAUGGCGCUGGGCUCUCUGGUCUUUGCCCUGCCCCAUUUCACUACACCACCCUAUCAGGUGAGAGUACCAGAGCGCAUGGGACUGUGCUCGGCCAAUCACACCGAGACGUGUAUCAGCGAGGAAGGUGGGUUCUCGGCUUACCGCUUCGUCUUUAUGCUGGGACAGUUUCUGCAUGGGAUCGGGGCAACCCCUUUGUACACCCUCGGGGUCACCUACCUAGAUGAGAAUGUCAAGUCAAACUACGCACCUGUAUAUAUAGGAAUCUUCUACACAGCUGCCAUUGUAGGACCUGCAGCUGGAUACUUGCUGGGUGGAUUCUUUCUCAACAUCUACACAGAAAUCGACCAAACGACAGAGCUGACUCCUGAAAACCCACUGUGGGUGGGAGCUUGGUGGAUUGGUUUCCUGGCAGGAGGAGCGGCAGCUCUGAUUAUUGCUCUGCCUAUACUGGGUUACCCACGGCAGCUACCAGGCUCUCAGCGGUAUGUGGCCAUGCGGGUCUCAGAGGCCCACCAGCUGAAGGAUGGCAGUCAGGUCACUGCAUCUGAUCCUCAGUUUGGCAAAACAGUAAAGGACAUGCCCAGGUCAGUGCUGCUGCUUUUGAAGAACCCUACCUUCAUCUUUCUGUGUCUCGCUGGGGCCACGGAGGCCACACUCAUAGCCGGGAUGUCCACGUUUGGCCCCAAAUUUCUGGAGUCUCAGUUUAGUCUGAGUGCUUCAGAAGCAGCAACCUGGUUCGGGUAUAUGGUGGUACCAGCUGGUGGAGGAGGUACCUUCUUGGGUGGCUUCAUUGUAAAUAAGCUGAAGCUUCGCUGCCGUGGGAUCAUCCGUUUCUGCAUGCUGUGUGCGGUGGUCAGUCUGAUGGCUAUCUUCAUCUUUUUGGUACACUGUCCUAAUGUGCCCAUGGCGGGAGUAACCGCCCCAUACUACAACAACAAUACACACGACCACUACAGUGCCCCCUACCAGCAGACAGAGAUCCAUAACAACAGCUUCUCAGAUCUGGGCAACCUGACCGUAAGCUGUAACAUUGGCUGUCACUGUGUUGAGGAGUUGUUUAACCCCGUGUGUGGUGCGGAUGGAGUGAUGUAUUUCUCUCCCUGCCAUGCCGGCUGUAGCUCCCUCAGCCACACGGACAGCCCCAGAGGCAGACAGGUGUUCUCCGACUGCAGCUGUGUGGUAGGGAAUAUAUCAUGGGGAGAACAAGGUUUUGCUGAAGAAGGGAGGUGCGUGUCGUCCUGCAAUCACAUGCCAGCCUUCCUCUCCUUCCUCUUCGUCAUCAUCAUCUUCACUUUCCUCUGCAGCAUCCCCGCACUUACUGCCACACUCAGGUGUGUUCCUGACAGUCAGAGAUCGUUUGGACUUGGAAUCCAGUGGAUCGUAGUAAGGACUCUCGGUGGGAUCCCAGGCCCUAUAGCGUUCGGCUCUGUGAUUGACAUCUCCUGUCUGCUGUGGGAGGAGCAGUGUGGGGAAUACGGCUCCUGUUACCUGUACCACAACUCAGCCAUGAGCCAGUACUCACUCAUCGCAGGCAUUAUCUACAAGGUUUUAGGCACUAUUUUCUUUUUGCUGGCUGCCAUGCUCUACAAGCCGCCUCCCGAGUCUCCUCAGAGCAGCUGUGAGAGCAGAGACCUGCCAAUCAAAGACCUCCCCGCUGAGAUCAUCUCCAACCCACACACCAAAUUCUGACUCUAUCUACAAAAACACCUUAAAGUGUGCAUGUAUGCGCGCGCGCGCGUGUGUGUGUGUGUCUGCGUGUGUGUGUGUGUACCGUAUAAGGUCAACAACUUCACUGCUCACUGUGCCUCAUCCCGCCAACUGUACAUUGUUCCCAUUUGUGAUAUGUUCUCAUUGGACCACCAAUUUGAAGUGACACAGAUAUAAGAACUGAAAGAAUUUGUCACAAUAAAUUAAAUCAUAGCAUUUAUAUUACAUAAACAGAAAUGACCAAAAGCCAGCAUAAUCUUAAUUUGACAAUAGAUAAUUUUUUGGGAAUAAACUGAAAUUUUUGUAGUUUAAAUGUCAAAUUUGAGCAUUUUUGUAAGGAAAAAGCCAUAGAUGAUACAGAAAUAGAGCACUUAAUAUAAAUGAAAUGGAAAGAGUAAUAUAUAGUAAACUGUGCCGAUGUACAGAACAAAGUGUUAAACUGUUAUAAAAUAUACAAAUAUAACUGCUGCUCAGUUAUAAAUAAAAAAAUUAGACAAUUAAUUGCAAAUUGUGCCUUAAGAGUUUUGCAUAAGCCAGCACAGUUAGAAAGAAUUAUUACAGAAAAAGACAAUGUCCAUUGAAAUGUUCAACCCAUGUGAUCAUGUUCAAAAUGCACUUUAAACUCACUUCACUGAUUAAAAUAUACAUCUGAACCAUAUACUGUAGUGAACUACUAUAUGUGCCAUUUAAACCAAGUUUUGUACUGCAAUGCAACUUAACACCGUUCUAAUCCACGGUAACACUUUAGAAUAAUGGUCCAUUAGUUAAUAUUAAUUAACAAACAAUGAACAAUACAUUUAUUAAUGUAUUUAUUAAUCUUUGUUAAUGAAAAUGCAGUUAUUCAUUGUUAGUUCUUGCUAAUUCACAGUGCAUUAACUAAUGUUAACAAGCACAACUUUUGAUUUGAGUAAUGCAUUAGAAAAUGUUGAAAUUAACAUCAACUAAAUUUAAUAAAUGCUGUAGAAGGAUUGUUCUUGCUUAGAUCGUGUAAACUAAUGUACCAUUAUUCUAAAGUGUUACCUAAUCCACAUUUUGAUGCCAUGUAAAGCAAGUAUGACUUGUGAUUCUUGUAUUUGAUUUUCAUCAGUUCUGAAUAUUUGUAACAUUUAUAAAUGUGCUAAAACACUCAGGACUGAGCAGGACAGCGAGGCUUCAAGGUGUGAUGAAAAGGAAGUAGGUUUUCAAAAUGAACUUUUUGCAGCUGUAUACCAGGUUGAAAAAUAAUACCCAUGAUGGGAUAUUCCUGAAAAGCACUUCACUUUGAGAUUACAUAGAAAUUUAUUCUUGCACUCAUUUUCAGCUACAGGAAAUUCAGAAUGGCGUAUUGUAAAACAUAAAAGGACACUUUCUCGGUCGCUCAUAAAAUAAGAAUACAGCAUUUUUUCUUUUUUCUUUUUUUUUAAGCAUACAGUAAAAUAUGCCAAGCUGCUUAAAUCCAAAUAUAAGAAGAAUAAUAAAUAUCUGCCACAUAAACCUACUUUACUUAUAUUGAGUGCAACUAAAAGCAUUUGGCCAAUGAUACUUUAUGUAGAGGUUUUUAUUUAUUAUUAAAUGCAUUUGUUUCAGAAAUCUUAUUAUUAUUAUUAUUAUUAUUAUUAUGUUUUUCUUUCUCUGAUGUGAUGGACUUUGAUGGAUUACAUCAACUUUCUGAUGGCAAACCCUAAAUGACGAUUCACUCGGAAAUUGAAGAUUUGCAAAUGAAACUGAACAUGCAACAUCAAAGAGUAACAUGAUGUUUGUAUUUGACUGUGUUUGUUCAUGUGUAUUUUUUACUCCAAUGACUAAGAUAAAUGUGUCUUGUGCCACAAAAAGAGUUUGUGAGUUGGCCUGUUAUUGUCUUUAUUGAUAUUUGUUUGUGUUUCUAAUCACUUGUAAUAUAAUCAAUUUUGGAA